Molecule: messenger RNA, 1518 nt
Organism: Cryptococcus deneoformans JEC21
Lineage: Eukaryota; Fungi; Basidiomycota; Tremellomycetes; Tremellales; Cryptococcaceae
Exons: 3
Coding region: 63-1361 (432 amino acids)
Cellular component (GO): membrane
Source: RefSeq, a predicted model, not a curated record
AUAAUUCGAGUAGUGAUAUAGCGGAAGCUCAUCAUUGAACCACCAAUAGCCCUUACCUAGCCAUGCCCAGUAAGCUACUCUUGCCCUUGUUGAAGCCCACACUCCGCUCCUUCCGUUACAUCCCCACUUCACUCAUUACGCUCCCCGCAUCCGUCGGCUUGCACUUCACCUCUCACCCGGCUCCCACUAUUUCAAACUAUGUAGUUUCUCCUACCACCAGCCCCCUACAUCUUCCCUUAAUCUUCACACUGGCAUCCAUCCCCAUAUUCUACCUGCUAGGUUUGGUGACUGGUAAGGUGAGCUGGGUCGACAAGGCGUGGCCGCUGUACCCUCCUGCCAUUUCUGCAAUGCUCUACGGAUGGGUUCUGGUUAAUCACGCUGGAGGAGUCUAUGCCCAUAACAUUCCAAGGGUCACCUUCAUGUUUGGUCUUCAACUCAUAUGGUCAUUUCGCCUAUUCUCUCAUGCUGUCAAAAGAGGCUUUUACAAUCCGAAAUCCGAAGAUUAUAGGUAUACAGUUUUCCGCAAGCUUGUCCCCCGUUGGGCAUUUGCCCUUGUCCACGCGUUUGCUGUGGCUUUCGCACAACCUAUACUGCUCAUGUCAUUGAGUCUUCCGCUUUACGCCGCACUUGUAUCCCCUCCUGCAUCCAAGCAGACUGACGGAUGGCGGACCCUCACAUUUGGGAACAUAUCACGACUCCUUCCCUCCCAUCUCCGAAAAGCUGUACCACCGCAUAUUGCGGUACUCAACAUGUCCGACUAUAUCAUGACCAUGGUCUCUUUGCUCAUCAUCUACGCUGAAUAUCAAGCAGACAAGAAGAUGUACCAAUUCCAACAAGGGAAACAUAAUAAGAUUUCAUCCCUGUCCAAGGAGCAACUUAUACACCCCCCUGUCCCCCAAUCUGGUGAAAGCCAGCCGCUUGUCCAGAAAGAAGGUUUACCGAAGCCUUCACCAUAUCCCGCUUCUCAUCACCCAGGUUUCCCAACACAAGGAAUGUGGCGGUUCUCUCGACACCCAAAUUUUGCAGCAGAGCAGUUGUUCUGGGUAUCUCAAGCUAUGUUUCCCGGGCUCUCAGGGAAGGAUAAUGGGAUCAGUGGUAAAGGGUGGUGGGCGGGCUGCGUCUUUGGACCUUGUUUCGCUUUGAGUUUGCUAUUCCUUUCGAGUACAACGCUUACAGAGUGGAUUACUGGAAUAAAAUACCCCGCGUUCAAAAACUAUAAAGGAAUUGUAGGAGAAUUUUUGCCACAAGAAACGUUAUUCAAGUGGAUCUGGACGAAGAUCACAGGCUCGAGAGAACGUCUGUAUCAAGCAGUUUACGGGCCUCCUCCGGGUGAGAAACAAGACUCUUCAAGGUUAAGAUAAUAAGCCCUAUGUGUCACUACCUUACUCUUUUCAGUCAUUACGGGAAACAGUGUAGAGGCACCAGUGUAUCAAAUGUUACAAGUAUGAUGAGGACGACUGCUCUGUGUUUCCGGUGCUCGCAGAUCUCUAUAAGUCGUUAACUAAUCAUGCAUCACAC